Equus quagga is the source of this 1183-nucleotide messenger RNA. RefSeq names its product poly(A) binding protein cytoplasmic 1 like 2B (gene PABPC1L2B). The transcript has a single exon. Lineage: Eukaryota; Metazoa; Chordata; Mammalia; Perissodactyla; Equidae. Gene Ontology annotation, molecular function: poly(A) binding; mRNA 3'-UTR binding; poly(U) RNA binding. The coding region runs from base 411 to 1013 and encodes 200 amino acids. The record is from RefSeq and is a predicted model, not a curated record. Gene Ontology annotation, cellular component: cytosol; ribonucleoprotein complex; cytoplasmic stress granule.
CGGCGGCGGCGGCGGCAGAGGCUGCGGCGGCGACUGUGGCAGAGGCGGUGGCGGAGGCCUCCGUGGCGGAGGCGGAAGCAGAGUUGGAGGCUGAGGUGGAGGCCGAGGCCUCAGUAGAGGAGGCAGUGGCGGAGGCCACCCUGGGGGAGGCAGCGACCCCCCUGACGGGGGAGGAGGCGGAGGCCGCCUUGGCGGCAGCGGCCGUGUCGGUGGCAGAGGCCAGUGCGGCCGAAGCCGCCGCCGCCGCAGAGGCUGCGGCGCCCCCCUUGGGGGAGGCGGAUGCGGAUGCGGAGGUGGCAGCGGCGGUGGCAGCGGCGGCGGCGGCGGCAGCGGCAGCGGCGGCAGCGGCUGUCGCCGCGGAUGCAGAUGCAGAUGCGAGUGUGGGCUCCGAGAGGAACCCGGACUUUCCUAUGGCCUCGCUGUACGUGGGCGACCUGCACCCUGAGGUGACAGAGGCAAUGCUGUACGAGAAGUUCAGCCCGGCCGGGCCCAUCCUCUCCAUCCGCAUUUGCAGGGACAAGAUCACCCGCCGUUCCUUGGGCUACGCGUAUGUCAACUACCAGCAACCGGUGGACGCCAAGCGGGCCCUGGAGACCCUGAACUUUGAUGUCAUCAAGGGCAGGCCGGUGCGCAUCAUGUGGUCCCAGCGGGACCCCUCGCUCCGCAAGAGCGGGGUGGGCAACGUCUUCAUCAAGAACCUGGGCAAGACCAUCGACAACAAGGCGCUGUACAACAUCUUCUCGGCGUUCGGCAACAUCCUCUCCUGCAAAGUGGCCUGCGACGAAAAGGGGCCCAAGGGCUACGGGUUCGUGCACUUCCAGAAGCAGGAGUCUGCGGAGCGGGCCAUCGAUGCGAUGAAUGGCAUGUUCCUGAACUACCGCAAAAUUUUCGUGGGAAGAUUCAAGUCGCAUAAAGAACGAGAGGCCGAAAGGGGAGCCUGGGCCAGGCAGUCCACUAGUGCUGACGUCAAGGAUUUCGAGGAAGACACCGAUGAGGAGGCUACCUUUCGAUGAAGACAUCCCAGGAGUGAGCCAGCCAGCAGAGCCAAACCUUGGCUCCCACCCGGUUUACAGCCCCACCUUUACCCCCCAACCCACCAGCAGUGUAUUGUAUUGGGAGCGCAGGUCUCUCGCUCUCAAGCUCUCCCUCCCUUCUUCUCUCUCUCUCUUUCUCUGUCUCUCCC